AUGCUUGAGAAUGCGAAGGUGUCAUACCAGAUAUGGGACGGGCGAUACCCAGCACCUACUGGGGCAAAGGUGGUCUUCACUUGUGAUGAGGGAUUCACGGAUGGAAAGUCGCAGCACCAGGCCACUUGCUCCUCAAUCCCUGAUCAUUGGUGCACGUCCUUCCGCUCUGGCAAUGUGAAAUGUUCAAAACCGGUUUAUCCUGAGUGCCGGAAAACGGAGAGAGGCAAGGAGUACGUGGGAAGACGAAACGAGACUGUGACGGGGAAGAAAUGCCUCAGAUGGGAUUCCAAGCCCUACGGAAAACCGAAAGACUUCGUGGCCACGCUUCUUUACGAGGAGCAUUUCUUCAAUGAGGACCCGGGCUCCCAUGAAAACUAUUGCAGGAAUCCCACUUUGAAGGAAAGACCCUGGUGUUUCAUCUCCGACUCUAAAAUCGAGUGGGAAUUCUGUGACAUCCCAGUUUGCGACGAUCACGUUCCACUGGAGUGCAAGCUGACACAGAAAGGUGGAGAAUAUAUGGGAACCAAGAACAGCACCAUUUUAGGGAUCCCAUGCAAGCCAUGGUUGAAAAUGCCAUUGUCAAGCCAAUAUCGCAAAUGGAGCCAGAGAAUCCCUGCCUUCUCAGAUGAAGUGCAAGAAGGGCACAAUUACUGCAGGAAUCCUGGGGGUCGUCCUGCCGGGCCUUGGUGCUACUACGGCACCUUGGAACAUGAAUGGCAGUACUGCGACGUCCCCUUCUGUUCUCUUCCAGAACGAGAAACGAGUGGAAUUCCGAAAAUUGGAGCGGUUUACCCAAAUUGUCGGAUGACGAAAAUGGGCAGGGAGUACAUGGGCAAUGUUAAGACAAGCGAGACAGGGAAGCCGUGCAUGAGAUGGGGUGAAUUCCGAGACAUGAAACGAUUCCCAGACGUGAUGGUGAAGCACUUCCCACUCUCAGUGGAUCCCAAACAAAUAAUUCCUUUCUUUCAGUUGUUCAUUAAUAAGGAAUUUCUCGAUGCUUUGAAUUACUGUCGAAACCCGGGAUCGGGAGAGAGACCGUGGUGUUUCGUCUCCAAGAAUCCUUCCAUUGAAUGGGAAUACUGUGACAUACCCUUCUGCGACGACCUUGUUCCAAUGGAGUGCAAGCUGACGCAUUACGGCGGAGAAUAUCUAGGGAAAAAGAAUGUGUCCAGGUCUGGGAAACCAUGCCUACCAUGGCUAAGCCGAGUUUCAAGUGGCAGCCAAUAUGACGACGUUCUACCGGCCUUCUCGGAUUCCCUAGACAGUAGACACAAUUUUUGCCGCAAUCCAGAUGGAGCUAUCUCCUCACCAUGGUGUUGGACUACCACAUCUGGCAAAGAUCCCCAAAUGGAGGAAUGCGACAUCCCCUUUUGCUUUGAGCUCUUGCUGGAAUACCCAAGCAAC
This is a messenger RNA of Darwinula stevensoni, 1404 nucleotides long. Lineage: Eukaryota; Metazoa; Arthropoda; Ostracoda; Podocopida; Darwinulidae. The record is from the annotation of a GenBank genome assembly.